AUGGAAAUCGAUCCUGUUAUACUUCAUUUGAUCCUACGACGACGGAAACUUCUUUCGAGGAAGAAGAUGGAACUCAACGCGGUUCUAGAGGUUACACCUCUUUUGCUUUAUGAAGACAUGGAAGCUGACGAGAAUCAACCUGUGCAUGGAGGAUCAAGACCAGGCAAACGGCCCAAUCGACCCUGGGACUUUGAGGGUAGUUAUCAACGACUCUACAACCAGUACUUUUCUGUGAAUCCUCUGUAUGAUGAUGAAAUAUUCCGACGCCGGUUCCGAAUGUCUCGAUCGUUAUUCUUGAAGAUUGCCGAGGCCGUUGAACAACAGGACGACUACUUUCGGCAGAAGCCAGACGCUUGUGGCAGAAUGGGUCUGAGGCCUAUUACGAAGAUUACGGCUGCAUUGCGAAUGCUUGCCUACGGUGUGGUAAGACUGAUCAAACCCAUAGAUUUAGUUUAA
Messenger RNA from Puccinia graminis f. sp. tritici CRL 75-36-700-3, 456 nucleotides. RefSeq lists its product as uncharacterized. NCBI's taxonomy places the organism in Eukaryota, Fungi, Basidiomycota, Pucciniomycetes, Pucciniales, Pucciniaceae. The coding region runs from base 1 to 456 and encodes 151 amino acids. The record is from RefSeq and is a predicted model, not a curated record. The transcript has a single exon.